This is a messenger RNA of Striga asiatica, 1157 nucleotides long. The record is from the annotation of a GenBank genome assembly. Lineage: Eukaryota; Viridiplantae; Streptophyta; Magnoliopsida; Lamiales; Orobanchaceae.
AAAAUUACCCCCAAACUCAAUUUUUUUCACAAUUUUGUAUUUCCCCCAAAUUCAUCUUCACUUUACUUCCCAUCUUCACUUUUCAAAAUCGAGAGAGCUUUCAGCAGGGAAAAAAAAAAUCACAAAUUCACUUUCACUUUCCCACAACCUCUCCCGGCUCGACCUCCGCACGUCCAUUGCCGUGGCCACCUCGCCGGCUCCGGUCCGCACGACCUCCGACCUCGUCCCGUGGCCACCUCGCCGGCUCCUCACGACCUUGCCGUUCUCCGCAACUUCUCGCUAACAGUGCCUCUGUUGCCUCUGAAAUCAGGUUUUUUUAUUUUAUUUUUAUAUUUUUUCGAAUCUGAGUUCUUGCUGUUCUUAACCCUCCGGGUCGAAGAACAAGCCGAAGCCGCCAAGGAGGCCCCUAACGCCCUUCGCAACCACCUGCUCGAGAUCCGAGACAGGGCCGACGUGUCCAGCUGCAUCUCGGCCUUUGCCGGGCCCGCCGCUGUGAGGUCUCGGUUCUUAGUGGCAGUGGGCUUGUGGCCGAUGUAACAGCCGGCGGGUCCUGGCGGCAUGACGAGCCUCCCGGGCUCGGUUGAUGGUUUACCUGGCGGUGGUGGGCAUGGUGGUUGGCCCGCUCACGGAUGCAGGGCUCCUGAUGGUCGUGGCCGCCACGUUUGGGAAUGUUGUGUACGGGAGGCUUCCCCUGGAGGAUGAUGAGGAAGGGUUGGGGCCCGAGAAGGGGGAAAAAUGGGAGACGGGCUGCCCGAUUUGGUGCUUAUGGUGACCAAACCUUCCGUACUUAUGCACAAUCUUUAUUUGAUAAAGGGGGUAUGGGGAUGGAGGUCUGCUGCACAUUAGACCCUUGAGCAUGUUCGUGAAGCGGGUAUAAAUGUUUGUUCAGUUUCCUGUAAUCAGGAGGAAUAAUUGGGCUUGGCGAAGCAGAAGAAGAUAGAGUUGGAUUGUUACAUAAACUGGCAACACUCCCUACACACCCUGAGAGUGUACCUAUUAAUGCAUUUGUUGUGGUAAAAGGCACACCCCUCGAAGAUCAAAAGGUAUUCAUGUAAAGAUCAGCAAAUAUUAAACGUGUUCCAGGAGAAGUAGCUCAUAUUUACUUUAAUCUAUAACGAGAGAAUCUUAUAUGUGACAUUCUUAACUUUCUUUCCAAU